This is a messenger RNA of Drosophila rhopaloa, 2226 nucleotides long. RefSeq lists its product as uncharacterized. Bases 1232 to 2113 code for a protein of 293 amino acids. The record is from RefSeq and is a predicted model, not a curated record. The transcript has 4 exons. Lineage: Eukaryota; Metazoa; Arthropoda; Insecta; Diptera; Drosophilidae.
CGUAAUUAAACAUCAGUUAAAUCGCAUGCCUAAAGAUACUGCCAAAAACGUGUUUAUUUUGAUGUGGCGUGGGUUUUUUUUGUGAGGAAUGUGCUUCUGAUUAUUCCGAUAUGCACAAAUACCGGCUGUUUUCGAUCAGAAAGGAAGUGCUUUACAAUCUGCCAUCGAAAUUCUGCGUUUUUUCCCAUUUUAUUUUUUGUUAUGACUAAAAAUUCGCGCCAAUAACAAGCGCAAAUUAGGUUAAUGGCCUAAUUUUUUAUUCUGGGAAGUCUGCUCCCGAUUCCCGGGUCGCUUCGAGAUGACGCUGACCCAUUUAGAAAUCGGGAGCGGCACGCACUUAUAAUCGCAGUUUUAUUAUCACAGUUCCAAUUACCUACAUUUCUGGAACAAGAAUUAACACUGACUUGAAGUAGUGUGUAUAAAAUUUACAAUUUAUGUUUGCAUAUAUGAAUUCUUAAUGAUCAAAUUGAACCCGUAAACAAAAUCCUAAGUAUUAGCAUAAGUACAAAUUACCUAAAAAUAAAGCGUAAUUUCUUUAAAAAUUAAUCUUUAAUUUUCAUUUUUCAGAAAUAUGGUAUAAGCCAUAAAGAAACAAUAGAAUAUUCUGGGCAAUAUAUACAAAUAUUCCGCAUCAUUAAUUUAACAUUUAGGGGUCGAGAUCUUGAUAACUGCAGUCUUGAAUGACUGGAAUAUUUUGGGUUCAAGAAGUUCGUAUUAUUCUACCUUUGUACCUUUGUACUUCAUUGUUAACUCUCGCCAUCGUAUCGGCAAAAGUUCGUGGAAUUCAGCAGCGGGAAUAGCAUCACAUCGGUCUGUUUAUGUCGAUUUAGGGGUAUUAUCAAUACCGAGCGGGGUUUUCAUGCCGAAGCACGUAGCAGCGCAGCUUUAGUGGGCGGGAUGGUGACUUCAGGGAAAGUUUUCUUUGACCAGGCUACACCUGAACCCGACCCUGUCCUCCAGUCAAGGUCGUUCGACGAGAAAGUGACCCCAAGAUCCCAAGAAGAUUUCAUUUAGCGCGAAUAAAGAGCAAUGAUUUCAUUCACCUCCAACUGAAAUCGAGAGCAACAGCUGCAAAAAACUAAUGCAUGGUUUUCUGAGCACAGCUUUUGGAGAUCUUCUCGGUUUUAUCACGGUUAUAUAAGCCGUGUGGACCGCUCCCACAGUCAGUCCAAACUUUUAACGAGCCAAGAACAGAGUAGUGAGCCACAGAUCCGAUAAGAACAUCAACACAAUGCUAGCCUGCAAGCUUCUUCUCUCUUUGGUGAUGGGAAUGCACUGCAUUCAACUGCUAAUGGCGGCCUGCGUGUGCUCCGAGAAGGGAACGGACUACUGCCAGAGCUGCCAGGGAUCCACGGUGAUCCGGCCGAAGCCCCGAUACUACGAGCCCAGUGACGUGAACCUCUCGCCGAUCGGGGACAACUGCUGGUGCAGCAAGCAGCUGAUCGAGCCGGCCCAAGUGCCCAAGACCUGCGGAAAAACCACGCCGUGCAAGCCCACCUGCUCGUGCCAGCAGGGCUCAUCCUCAUCCUCUGACAGCAGCUACGCCUCCUCCGACAGCUCCGGAUCCGUCUACGGAAAAAUCGACUAUGCGGCGGAGAAGACGGCGGACAACAGUCCGGCCGCGGAUCCCAUCAGCGUGAGUCUGGCCGCCCAGGCCGGAAAGGCCAUCAAUGUGCCCGAGGCGAAGUUGGCCUACGGAUUUGCCCAGAAACCGGUGGAUGGUGAGAAGAAGGUGGUCUUCUCCAACGUGCCCGAGGAGAAUCUCUUCAAGCUGAAGAGCGAGGUGAUCACGCUGAAGAAGCGCAACUUUGUGGCCAAGCAGGAGGAGGAGGAGGAGUACGCCGAGGAGGAGCAGGAACAGGAGCAGUCCUCCGACGAUGAGGAGGCGCCGCAGCUCACCUACAAGCAGCUGGGCUACAUCACCGAGCAGUACAAGAACCCCAAGUUUAGGAGGAUCAGCAGCUCCAGCUCCAGCUCCAGUUACUCCAAGGACUACAGCGAUGGCUACGGCAAGGUGGCCGGCAAGGUGUCCGUGGACUGUGGCUUCAAGCCAGGCAGGAUCACCUCGUACCGGAAGGCCAAACGCGAGGAGUCCGAGGACGGCUACUACUAAACAGAUCCCAUCUAACACCGAUCCUUCCGUUUGUACAUAUUAUAUACGCUAAGGAGUGAUUGGAUGUCUGUCUAAGUUAGGUUUAGAAAUACAUAUUUAUACAAAGUGCAAAA